UCUGAAUCGGUGCUUUACCUGCUUUUGGAUUUGAUUUUUUGGAUUUUUCCCUAGUUUAGUUUAUAACAUUCUUAACUAAACUAGAGUCAGAGAGAACAACAACCAACUGAGGGAGACCCUUUAGGGUUCCCGGCCUUGUGCCGGCCCUUCUUCUCUACACAGCCUGCUUCUUUUAAGAGGCUGCUGAGAAGAGAAGAUGCCCCCGCUUAAGAUUCUCUUUGAUGCCCUGAAGGACUUCAGGAUGAAGAACACCAACAUCGACGCCCUCAUUUCAUAUUAUGAACAUCACUACAGAGGGCAUUUUGGAAGAAUGGUCCACCUAGAACACUUUCUUCAGUGCUAUGGUGUCGACCGUGGUUAUGACGAAGGGAACAUCAGAAACUAUCUGGUGAUGAUCAGUUUCCUGGAACAUCUGGAUCGUCUGGAGAACACUCAUGUUCUCUACAUUGAUGUGUCUUUCAUUUCUAUGACACGUAAAGGUUGGCAGUACAUGGAGUGUCUGGUGCUUCAGAUUGAAGUAAGAUUAAACCUUCUCAACAUUGUACUGAAGAUCUGGGAGAAGGAACAGGAGUUGCUGGAGCUUGCUAGAACCAUUGAAGAACAAGGCGCAGCUCCUGCUUUAAUGAAAGAAAAUGAGGAGGCUCCUGCCAUGGAGCAAGAAGAGGAGGCUCCUGCCAUGGAGCAAGAAGAGGAGGUUCCUGGAGACAAGGAAGAAGAGGAAUAUCCUGGCGAGUGGGAAGAAGAGCAGGCUCCUGGCAAGGAGCAAGGAGAGUGGGCUCCUGGGGAGGAGCAAGAAGAUCGGGCUCUUGGCAAAGAGCAUGAAGAGCAGGCUCCUGGCGAGGAGCAUGAAGAGCUGGCUUCUGGUGAGGAGCGAAAAGAUGAAGAUGCUCCUGGUAAGGAGCAAGAAGAGUGGGCUCCUGGCGAGGAGCAAGAAGAUCUGGCUCCUGGCGAGGAGCAAGAAGAUCUGGCUCCUGGCGAGGAGAAAGAAGAUCUGGCUCCUGGCGAGGAGCAAGAAGAUUGUGCUCCUGGCAAGGAGCAAAAAGAGCGGGCUCCUGGCGAGGAGCAAGAAGAGGAGGCUCCUGGGGAGGAGAAAGAAGAUUGCGCUCCUGGCGAGGAGCAAGAAGAGGAGGCUCCUGGCGAGGAGCAAGAAGAGGAGGCUCCUGCCAAGGAGCAAGAAGAUCCCGCUCCUGGCGAGGAGCAAGAAGAUCCCGCUCCUGGCGAGGAGCAGGAAGAGCGGGCUCCUGGUGAGGAGCAGGAAGAGCAGGCUCCUGGCGAGGAGCGAGAAGAGGAGCGGGCUCCUGGCGAGGAGCAGGAAGAGCGGGCUCCUGGCGAGGAGCGAGAAGAGGAGCGGGCUCCUGGUGAGGAGCGAGAAGAGGAGCGGGCUCCUGGCGAGGAGCAAGAAGAGGAGGAGCCCCCUGGCGAGGAGCAACAACAUGAAGCUUGUGGAAAAGAACAUCAAGAACAGGAAGAAACAGCUCCUCCUGCAGCGUUGCAGCCAACCCUAAGGAAGAGGGUGAAAAAAGCCAUUGUGAGCAGGCUCCGCAGGAUUUGGGGUUCCACCAGAAGAAUCCUUUGUUGCCACAAGCCCUCUCCUGCUCCCUGAAUCCCUUCCCUGUAAUUCCACCUAUGUUCUGUGUGCAUGUGUGUGUAUGGGUGUGUGUAAGGGUGUGUGUGUGUCUAACCUGGGCCACGUUAUGAUGAUCCAGGGUUAAAAGCCGACUGCCAUUUGGAGUCAGGAAGGAAUUUUUUCCCUUUAGUGCAGAUUGGCCUGAGCACUGGGGUUUUUGCCUUCCUCUGGAUCAUCA
Molecule: messenger RNA, 1805 nt
Organism: Xenopus tropicalis (tropical clawed frog)
Lineage: Eukaryota; Metazoa; Chordata; Amphibia; Anura; Pipidae
Product: cilia- and flagella-associated protein 251-like
Exons: 10
Coding region: 197-1603 (468 amino acids)
Source: RefSeq, a predicted model, not a curated record